This is a messenger RNA of Arabidopsis lyrata subsp. lyrata, 2247 nucleotides long. Its product is annotated as GTPase-activating protein gyp7. Gene Ontology annotation, biological process: activation of GTPase activity. The coding region runs from base 98 to 2140 and encodes 680 amino acids. The record is from RefSeq and is a predicted model, not a curated record. Gene Ontology annotation, molecular function: GTPase activator activity. Lineage: Eukaryota; Viridiplantae; Streptophyta; Magnoliopsida; Brassicales; Brassicaceae. The transcript has 15 exons.
CGAAUAUUCUCGACGACGCGUAAGCUUCCUCUCUAAUUACUUCGUCUUCAGGGUAAUCGAUCUCUCAUCUCUAUCUCUCUCUCCUCGUCAAAUCACCAUGAGUAUGGAAGCAUCGGAGCUACAGGAUCUCUCCGACGACGCCGAUUACGCCGCUUCUCAACAACAAGGAUCGGCUAGUAUGAUGCGUAGCGAUAGCGGAAAGAGAAGUUCACCAAGUGAACACGAUGACGCCGAAUUGAUAUAUUUGAAAGAUAACGUUGCAAUUCAUCCUACACAGUUCGCAUCUGAGAGGAUUAGUGGUAGAUUGAAGUUGACUAAGCAAGAUUCUGUUCUCUUCUUGUCGUGGAUUCCAUACAAGGGACAAACUUCAAAUGCAAAGUUAUCAGAGAAAGUUUCUAUAUCUUUUCUAGACAGGAGUCUUUAUACCAUCACCGCGGUUCCGUUUACUGAAGUGAGGUCCAUUAGGCGACACACUCCUACUCUCGGAUGGCAGUAUGUUAUUGUUGUCCUGUCUUCUGGACUUGCAUUUCCGCCUCUGUACUUCUAUAAUGGAGGAGUCAGGGAAUUUCUGGCCAUAGUGAAGCAGCAUGUUUUUCUUGCAAGGUCGUCAGAAGAUCCAAAUGUGUUCAUUGUGAAUGAUUUUCAGAGUCCCUUGCAGAGAACUUUGUCUUCAUUGGAGCUGCCAAGUUCACUGCCUGUAGCAAGUGGACAAUCAGUAUACCCCUUAGACGGAGGUUCUUCUAACGAAAAUCAAGGGAGAACAAGUGCAGAUAUUGGUAAUAGAGUUUCUAGUGUUAUCCAGUCUGGUCUGAGAAAGCACAAGAGUCAUGAUCCAACUCGGGAUCUUUCAAUUCAUCUUCUUGAGAAGUUUUCUCUGGUUACCAAAUUUGCUCGAGAUACAACUACUCAGUUGUUUUCCGAAAACAAUGGCUUUGGUUCCGUUGACAAGAGAUGGAAUAACCUACCCGUACAUAGUUAUCCUGAAAAGUUGUCAAAUAUUGCUGAGGAAAAGCAUAAUGAAAUCCGUCAUAGUUAUUCUGAAAAUGACCUUCUCAAGGAUGAAGAAAUUUCUAAUGACAUUGAUGUCCCUGCGGAUCCCUUAGAGUUUAAUAAAUUAAGUUUGGUGUGGGGAAAGCCAAGGCAACCACCAAUGGGGCAUAAAGAGUUCACAGCGUUGUUGGAUUCUGAAGGGCGAGUUGUGGAAUCAAAAGCUCUUCGGGAGAGAGUUUUCUAUGGAGGCAUUGAGCACCAAUUGCGAAGAGAGGUAUGGCCCUUUCUCUUGGGAUAUUAUGCAUAUGACUCGACAUAUGCAGAGAGAGAAUAUCUUCGAUCUGUCAAACGGAUGGAAUAUGCAACAUUGAAACAGCAGUGGCAGAGCAUUUCCCCUGAACAAGCAAAAAGGUUCACAAAAUAUCGGGAGAGAAAAGGAUUGAUAGAUAAAGAUGUGGUAAGAACUGAUAGGGCAUUUGAAUACUAUGAAGGGGAUGACAAUCUACAUGUCAAUAGCAUGCGUGAUAUUCUGUUGACCUACUCCUUCUACAAUUUUGACCUGGGUUACUGCCAGGGAAUGAGUGAUUAUCUGUCUCCUAUCUUGUUCGUGAUGGAGGAUGAAUCAGAAUCCUUUUGGUGUUUCGUGGCACUGAUGGAACGCCUUGGACCCAACUUUAACCGUGACCAGAAUGGGAUGCAUACUCAGCUCUUUGCACUCUCAAAGCUGGUAGAGUUGCUCGAUACCCCGCUGCAUAAUUACUUCAAGCAGAAUGACUGCUUAAAUUACUUCUUCUGUUUCCGCUGGAUCCUGAUUCAGUUUAAAAGGGAAUUUGAGUACGAGAAGACAAUGCAGCUGUGGGAGGUGAUGUGGACCCACUACCUCUCGGAACAUUUUCACCUAUAUGUUUGUGUGGCGGUCUUGAAGCGAUGCCGCAGCAAGAUAAUGGGAGAACAGAUGGAUUUUGACACUCUCUUAAAGUUCAUCAAUGAGCUGUCUGGGCAUAUUGACCUCGAUUCAACAGUCAGAGAUGCCGAAGCACUUUGCAUAUGUGCUGGUGAAAAUGGUGCCGCUAGUAUUCCUCCAGGAACCCCUCCUUCUUUACCCCUUGAUGACGGUACCUUAUAUCCUCAGGAAGAUGAUGUUUUGUAAGUAAUACAACUUUGCUUUUUCUUCAAGACAUGUUACCAAAAUUUGGAUUGCUUUGACCAGAAAUCCCAUACAAUGAUUAAGUCAAUGGACAUAAGCUUUUUUAUUUU